AUUUCCUGAGUUCCAGUAAUUUACGGAAAUGGGCCACAAUUUCAGAAGUCACAAAUGCGGGGUUUCGUCCUAGCAGUUCAUGCCGUACUCAGCCAACCAGCCAGCACACCUGAUAGUGAGUACGAUUUCCAAUGCCAUACUGCUCCUGGGAUCAGGUGCGGCGGCAAGUCCGAAAUGUUCGAGCUUCCAUUCAAUCUCAGGCUGCUCCAUCAGCGCUUAUUACUAUCAAAGAUUACCGGUUUGAUUCCGCACACAAUCGCCUCUUUUUCCUAUCCAACGAUGUCAGUAGUACGAUUCCAACCAUGGGACAUUUACGCCUGUAUUCAGUGGAUCUGCAAAAUCUUGAUGAGAGCCCAUUAGACGACGCAGAACAAUAUCGGGCAUUGCCUUGGAACAACGUCUUCUCCGACCUUUCUGCUGAUCCGGACGUAAAUAGCCGUACCGUAUAUUGGGAUACGGCGUCGAUCAAUCCCUUCCGUAUGCAUGGUAUCACCUCCUACCUCAUCCAUGACACUAAAGUCCUUCUUUGUUGCUCUGGCACGGCCCUAUUAGGUGAAAUUGGCAAAGAUUCAAAACUUCGCCCCCUUAGUAGCAUCCCAAGUUCGGUUUUAAUGAUGUCCAGAAGCAUGGAGAGUCCGGCAUCUCCUAUAUUGAGACAACAUCCUCCCAUCAACUCAUACAAUCAUGGUGAUCAUAACACCAAGAAACAGCAAGAUAACAAUACCAGAUAUGACAUCAAAUUUGGAGGUCAACAUGGUGAUGCCAUAGCAUUUAUUCGUGGUCGAGAUAUCUGGGUGUCCGACUUUUAUGGCAAUGAAUGUCAGCUAACACAUUGUGCAACAAGCGAAGAUCCGACGCUAAUGUGUGGUGUAGCAGAAUUUGUGAUGCAGGAGGAGUUCCAUCGGUUCUCGGCAUAUCAUUGGUGUCCACCCAUUGACUCCAGCUUUGAAAGUAUACUGUAUUUGGAAACUUCUGAGCUGGAGGUUGACAUCUGCCUCAUCCCAAAGUCAACAGGAUUGCCAUUAACGUCAAUGUCUCCAGGGAUUAAAGAUGGAGAAUUGGAUCAAUUUCGCUAUCCAAGAACAGGAUCCAAAAAUGCAAAAAGCGAUAUUUGUAUUGUUGAGUUCGAUAGUACGGUUUAUGGUACACCACAACGGAUGAUUACAAAAAGAAUAUCAAAUCAGACAUUGCUGCAAGCAUUUCCUUGGAUGGAGUAUAUUGCACGAUUUGGUUGGAUGCCGGACGGCAAAAGCAUUUGGGUUCAAUUGCUAUCCCGACUUCAGAAGCACAUGGCUCUGGUCCGAAUCCCCGUCUCUCAAUUUCAGUUGGACCCCAUUGGCAAGUCACCUGGAGAUGAUUGGCUGUUAGAUGUUGCGGAAAUUUUGCUAGAGGAGCACAACACUUUGUGGAUUAAUGUCUGCGACAUAUUCAAAUUUAUUGAUACCCCUGAUACCAAGCAUAGACAGCAGCGUGGCCGACGACGGAAGGAUACAGAGACUCAAUUCAUUUGGUCGUCGGAAAAAACGGGAUACCGACAUAUAUAUUUGAUAACGAAAUAUGUUGAUGAAGAAAAGCCGCACAUGCACGCUAUCACGUCAGGCGAUUGGUGUGUACUGGAUAAGCAGAUAAGUGUGGACGAGCGGCGGAAGCUGAUAUAUUUCAUGGCAAAGAAGGACACUCCACUAGAAUCGCAUCUAUAUGUUGCAUCAUAUCAUAACGACCACCUAUCAAAUCAAGGCAGUCCUAUUGCUCGACUGACCGAACUUGGCUUCAGCCACAAUAUAACCAUGGAAGAUGAUUGUUGUCGAUUUGUUGACACAUACUCCAGCAUGAAAACUGCACCCGUAAAUAUCAUACGGUAUAUAUCACAUACAAGUAACGAUAUAUUACCGACAGUCAAGGUUGGAGGCUACAGCCUUCAACCAUGUUUGUCUCGCCCUUUGGAAGAUGAAGGCUCAAGUCCUAACGCAAUAAGAAGUUUUCAAGACACCACUUCAUUUAUGGAAUCCGGACCCAAAGUUGGGCAUUGUCCGCCAAGGUCAGCAAACUUAGAUAUGCUUCCCGACGAUAACAGUCAAGGAUUCCCCGCGAUUGUUGGAGAACUCCCUAUAGGUCAGAUAUUUAACUUUAUCAACUCCGAAGGUGUCACCAUUUAUGGAUGCCUUUACAAGCCGCAUAACUACGUACCCGGUACCAAAUACCCAACGCUUCUGAGCGUCUAUGGUGGCCCUAAAUCACAGCUGGUUAGCAAUGACUAUAAAUUCCCAAGGUUGAUGCGACAGUUCAUGACUGUCCAGUUCGGUUUUGCCGUUCUGAUAGUGGACGGGCGGGGCUCGUCCGAUCGCGGGCUGGAAUUCGAAUCUUAUAUAUACAGGCGAUUAGGCACAGUGGAACUUAACGAUCAGCUAGAGGCUAUCGACUAUGUAGCCCGUGAGAAAAUUGGAGCGCAACCAACCCCCGCCGGAGAACUAGCCAGCGUCAUUGAUAUCAAUCGAGUUGCAAUCAAUGGCUGGUCCUAUGGUGGCUAUUUAUCGUUAAUGGGACUUGCACAGUUCCCUGAAAUAUUCAAGCUUGCCAUAGCAGGGGCUCCAGUGACACGAUGGGAAUUGUACGACUCUGCCUAUACUGAGCGAUACUUGGGUCACAUCGAAGAGAACCCGGAGGGCUAUCGUCGAGGCAGCGUUAUGAACUAUGUCUUCAAGUUCCCUGAAAAGGCUAAUCGACUACUGAUUGUACAUGGCCUUAUCGACGAAAAUGUUCAUUUCCAAAACACUGAGGAGCUGGUAACCGCUUUGAACGAACAAGAAAAACCACAUCAAUUACAAGUAUAUCCAUCCGAGCGACACGGACUUCGACACGCAAGUGUAAAUGAGCAUUAUGAGACGCUGAUGUUCUUUUGGCUGAUCAAUUAUCUCUGACUCACCUAAUUUUUUUAAUUAAAACGGCUGCAUCACAACCAAUUUUUUCGAAUUUCUAAAGAAAUCCU
This is a messenger RNA of Umbelopsis ramanniana AG, 2986 nucleotides long. RefSeq lists its product as uncharacterized. The transcript is spliced from 7 exons. The record is from RefSeq and is a predicted model, not a curated record. Gene Ontology annotation, biological process: proteolysis. Gene Ontology annotation, molecular function: dipeptidyl-peptidase activity; serine-type peptidase activity. NCBI's taxonomy places the organism in Eukaryota, Fungi, Mucoromycota, Umbelopsidomycetes, Umbelopsidales, Umbelopsidaceae. Bases 132 to 2918 code for a protein of 928 amino acids.